AUAAUUAUAUUGAACACUGUUACACCAUUAUAAAAUUAUUAUCUUUAUAAUACUCUUAGAUGCUGCUCUGACCGUGUCUAGAUGAGAAGUCCUUGACUUCACUUACGAGAAGACAAUCAUCUGCUUUUUUAAAUAUUUAAAAUAAUUCCAAUAUUCGAAAUCUGCAAUGAUGUGUCAUGUGUUGCCUGCUAUUAUAUUUUCAAACUCCAACAGUUAGUGAACAGUUCAUAAAACAGAAUAUACUAAAAAUUAGGCUGUACGGUGUGAUACCUUCGUCUUUCCGUUUGGAAAAAUGAAACUGCGCUGUAAAAGCAGAGAUUGUGGUUUAUUUUGGUCUAUGAUUUUAAUGCGUACAGCAGUCUGUCAGAAAAACAUAAGAUGGCUAGUAAAAUCGAUAGUAAUAUAAAAGUUAAUCCAGAAAAAGUAUUGCUAGAGACAGAUCAAGGCAUUGUCGACAGUGAAGAAAGGAAGUGGGGAAUGCCCCUAAAAGAAGUAUAUAAACAUGGAGUCUUUUUCUAUAAAGAAAAGGAAGGAAAAGCAAUACAUCUUAGCUAUGAAGACAGGCUGAAACUGGUCGCCUAUACACAACAAACCGCGCACGGUCCAUUUGAUCCCAAUUCUGUACCACCUCUGGGUGUCUUGGAUGUGAUAGGGAGAGAUAGGCAUGCAGCUUGGCAAGCAUUAGGUCAAAUGUCUCAAAUACAGGCUAUGGCUGGCUUUGUCCAUGCUUUAGACAGACUUUGUCCAUUGUUCAAGCCAUAUUUGGAAGCUAUACAGAAGGACAAGGAACAAAAGAUGCAACAAGAGUUGAAACGAGAAGAAGAAGAAAGAUCUCGAAUCGAACUUCAAAAUAGAGUCAUGCUAGAGAAACAGAAGCAGCAAAGUAAUAAAAUAACGGAAGAACAACAAGUGCAAAGGAUAAAGGAUGCCUUAAACGCUCAAACGUAUGAUCAGUUCCUACAAUAUGCCCAACAACAGUUUCCUGGUAAUUUCGACCAGCAAGCCAUUUUGAUUAGGCAACUACAAGAUCAACACUAUCAACAAUAUAUAAAGCAGCUAGCUGUAGAUCAGAGAUUAGCAAAUUCUACCAUACUCAACGAAAGUGAUGACACAGAGAGUGAAAAUGUUAAAAAAGAGGAAAUGGUGAAAGACUGCAACUUAAACGAAACUGAUAUUGUCGCUGUUGUGGACAACAAGUCAAUGCAGACUUUAGAAAAAACGGAUCCAAACGAUUACACCGAAGUCUAUAAAGAAGACGAAUCUGAAGAUGAUGGUCUACCAGCGGUAGAGGAUGCGCGCAUGUGGACUCGUGAUGAAAUAGUUCAAUUCAAAGACUCUGCUCGGUCAAGUGGAGGAAUGUUGACUGUGGGACACGGAGAAACUGUAACUAUAAGGGUUCCUACGCAUCAUCGCGCCAGGUGUAUCUGUUGGGAGUUUGCCACGGACAAAUACGAUAUUGGUUUCGGUCUUUAUUUUGAAUGGAGCAAAUCUCCGACUUCAGAAGUGACGGUUCACGUGUCAGAAAGCGACGAAGAAGAUGAAGCAGAAGAGGAAGUCUACGGUGAAGAAGAACUUACAGUACAGGAUUCGAACUCUGAUCCUGAGUUGGGCAGCGAUAGGCGAGUGCUAAGUGCGGUGAGGCCGCCCGUCAGCCUCGUGGUUCCGGUCUUCCGACGCGACUGUCACACAGAGGUAUACGCGGGCUCCCAUACUUAUCCCGGUGAAGGAGUAUAUUUACUUAAGUUCGAUAAUACGUACAGUCUUUGGCGAUCGAAAACAUUGUAUUACAAAGUAUAUUACACCCAAUAGAUUUACUUAAAAUGUAUUAGAAAUAUUAUAACCAUGACACGCGAAAGUAGUUGUGUUAACGUCGAAAAGUAAUGAAGUUUACCUCUAAAUAUAAUAUUAUUUAAUGCGAUGGGUUUAUAGACAAUAUGAAUAAUGUUUUCUAUAAUUAUACGCAGCUACUGUCAAUUUUCCAAGAGAAGAAAUGAUGACACCAAACAAUGUGCAAUAAAUUAAAUAUAUACUAUUAUUGUUUUAUUGUAUGUAAUGAAACUAAAAUUAAUCAAGUAUUAAUGAAAAUUAAAUAUAUUUUUUAACGAAACCUUUGAACUGCUUGAUGUUAAUGACGUUUCAGAGGAAAAUAUACAUUUAUAAACGCAAUGUAUCAAAAUAGCGUGUAAAUUUUAUAUAUUAUGUGCCAUUAUGUGGUUUUAAUAUUUAAUUACUGUUAAAUAUUUAUAUUCUAUUCAAUUAUUUUAAUUAAUUUAAUUACUUUCUAUAAUCUAUUAAGUCGACUAUAUUUUAAUAUAAGCAAAAUGAAACAAAAAAAAACUAUUGUUCGUAAAAGCGUCUAUCAUUAUUUAAAAAGAUAUAGUUUAAAAAAACACGCAUUGAUAUAAUUUGCAUUGUAAAGUUUUAACUAGACAAAUUCUACAUUUUAUUGCUGUAGUUGGGUGGACAUGCUCACGCUCCACAUUGUGUAAGUGCCCAUUGCAUCAAAUAUUGUGACAUCAAAAUAUUUGCUCCACGGUAAAAGUAAAAGUCGUGAGAUCGUGCCCUCUAUAUUUUUUUUUUUUAUUGCUUAGAUGGAUGGAUGAGCUCACAGCCCACCUGGUGUUAAGUAGUUACUGGAGCCCGUAGACAUCUGCAAUGUAAAUGCGCCACCCACCUAGAGAUAUAAGUUCUAAGAUCUCAGUAUAGUUACAACGGCUACCCCACCCUUCGAACCGAAACGCAUUACUGCUUCACGGCGGAAAUACGCGGGGUGGUGGUACCUACCCGUGCGGACUCCCAAGAGGUCCUACCACCAGUGAAUAAUAAUAUGAAGAAUAUAAUAUGAUAUAAAAAAGUUGGAUUUUGGAUGGUAGUACCGCGCUUGCGGUCUAACAAUAAUUUAACUAUACAUCAUAUCUGCCUGGUCCUAUUUUUAAUACCGUCGAAUGUAGAAAUGAGCAUCGGGCUCACGUGAUGGUAAGUGGUUACUGCUGUUCUCGGGGAACAGCAAUAUCAGGGACAUAGUUCACCCCCGCUUAGGGAGCGCAUUUCAUAUUUUUGAACUGACUAUGAAUGAGCACAGUAUGAUCGAUGGGUGAUUGGAUGAUACAGGAUGCGGUUGUCAGCGGCUUAAUGAUGAAUUACAGAUCGUGGGUUUAUUUCAAAAUAUCUUUGGAGCAUGUCCCGUGGAACAUAUAAAAUGUAUUAGUGUUCACCUGUGCUGAUCGAAAUACGACCGUGAUCACUGACACAUCAAAAUUUAUUAAUUUAAUGUAUUGCAACUUAUGUAUGUAUUACUUACUUUCAUUUUGGAAUCAACCUUCAUAUAAUUAUAUAACUAUAAUUUCUCUGGAACUACUAAAUAAAAAGAGAGUGUAUUGAAAAAAGAAAAAAAAGUCCUGAACUGUACUUUUCCUACCUAUACAUUGAUGUAUGUCACACAACGUAUUCAAAGUAUUAUUGUUAGCAUUUAAAAAAAUAUAGUGAUGUUAUUUAUAAACACAUUUUUGUAUAGGUGUUUGUUUUGUAUAUGUAAACCCAAAUUGACGAGUGUAAUAAUUAGUAGGUAUAUAGUGAAAUAUAUUGGUGGGAGUAAUUGACAAAGAAAGAGAUACACGAUGCUUCAGAAUAUCUAAAUUAUUGUGUUGGGCGAGUCUGAGAAAAACAUCUUGGUACUUGAGUGGUUAAGAACGAGAACAUCCCGAACUCGAUUGUAAUUUUGAAUCGAUUGCGAUUCGUUCGAUUAAUUAAACGUGUCCGAUUCGCCCUACCGUUAAUUUGUUGUAAAAUGACCAGUAAAAAAUUUAUUAAUUCAAAGCUAUUUAAAAAGUACUCAUUAAAUUUGUCGUGUUUACGAUAGGUCCGUUUCCUCACCUAAUUAUGCUAGAAUAAAAAAAAUGUAUUUA
This is a messenger RNA of Bombyx mori (domestic silkworm), 3905 nucleotides long. RefSeq names its product Golgi resident protein GCP60. Lineage: Eukaryota; Metazoa; Arthropoda; Insecta; Lepidoptera; Bombycidae. Gene Ontology annotation, cellular component: Golgi membrane. The transcript has 10 exons. The record is from RefSeq and is a predicted model, not a curated record. Gene Ontology annotation, molecular function: fatty-acyl-CoA binding. Bases 379 to 1809 code for a protein of 476 amino acids.